Molecule: messenger RNA, 1740 nt
Organism: Gossypium raimondii (Peruvian cotton)
Lineage: Eukaryota; Viridiplantae; Streptophyta; Magnoliopsida; Malvales; Malvaceae
Product: UDP-xylose transporter 3
Exons: 7
Coding region: 315-1376 (353 amino acids)
Cellular component (GO): Golgi apparatus
Molecular function (GO): UDP-xylose transmembrane transporter activity; antiporter activity
Source: RefSeq, a predicted model, not a curated record
CUGUUUCUUAGAUUUCCUUUUUUGUCGGACUCCCAAGUGAUCCUUCUACCUUUUAAUGGAGCAGAUCUAGGGUUCUUUGAUUCUUUUUUCAUUUUUCUCAUCUCCUUCUCAUUCCUGCUGUUGAAGCAUCUGCUCCCACCCACUUCUAAUUUUCAACCAAUCUCGGGAAUUUUAAGCGCCAUUGAGGUAGGAAUCGACGAGGAUUCACUACGUGCCUCUAUACAUACAUAUUAUCGACGUGUAUGUGAUCGAAAACCCUUGGAGAUUACGUAGAUCCGGAUCACUAUUGAAGAAACAUAAUUCAUAAGGGAAAAAUGAGUGAGAACCGCGAGUUCCAGCUUGGGACAAUAGGUGCUUUGAGUUUAUCGGUGGUCUCCUCGGUGUCCAUUGUUAUAUGCAACAAGGCUCUUAUCAGUACUCUCGGCUUCACCUUUGCCACAACUUUGACAAGCUGGCAUCUACUAGUCACUUUUUGUUCUCUUCAUGUAGCCUUAUGGAUGAAAUUGUUUGAGCACAAACCUUUUGAUGCCAGAGCUGUCAUGGGAUUUGGUAUAUUAAAUGGGAUAUCCAUUGGGCUUUUGAAUCUUAGUUUGGGGUUCAAUUCUGUUGGUUUCUACCAGAUGACAAAACUGGCAAUUAUCCCCUGCACUGUUCUUUUGGAGACCCUUUUCUUCAGAAAGAAAUUCAGUAGGAAUAUCCAGCUUUCAUUGGCCAUUCUACUUUUGGGUGUUGGAAUUGCAACUGUGACUGAUCUGCAGCUCAAUAUCCUGGGUUCUAUCCUUUCUCUGCUGGCAGUUGUUACAACUUGCAUAGCUCAAAUUAUGACUAAUACAAUUCAGAAGAAGUUCAAAGUAUCUUCAACCCAACUUCUCUACCAGUCUUGCCCUUACCAGGCAUUAACUCUGUUCAUCAUUGGCCCAUUCCUGGAUGGGCUUUUGACUAACAAGAAUGUUUUUGCUUUCAAGUAUACCCCUCAAGUGCUGUUCUUCAUUGUUCUUUCCUGUCUGAUAUCGGUCUCUGUCAACUUUAGUACAUUUCUGGUAAUUGGAAAGACAUCCCCUGUGACAUAUCAGGUCCUAGGACAUCUAAAAACAUGCCUUGUUUUGGCCUUUGGUUAUGUUCUACUUCAUGAUCCGUUUAGCUGGCGCAACAUUUUGGGCAUCUUGAUUGCCGUAGUUGGAAUGGUCAUUUAUUCAUAUUAUUGCACUGUUGAGAGCCAGCAGCAGAAGGCUAGUGAAGUAUCACCACAGUUGCCACAGGUUAAGGAAAGUGAAUCCGAUCCUCUGAUUAGCGUGGAUAAUGGAAGUGGGAUGUUGAGUGAUGGUGUAGGUCCUAAAGCCCCUGUAUGGAAUACGAACAAGGACCUGCAUGCAUAAAAUCUUCAAGAUGUUAUAUUCAUUCGUCGGAGAUGAAAAAUUAGAAAUGAAAAGUGUUCCAGCGAUGGAAAAUGGUGGUGGUAAAGGUGACUCAUAUGUUGCACAGGCAGCACAGCAACAAUAGUCGUGUUAUGUUGGAUGUUUCAUAACUGUUGUAGGUUCAAAGAGUGGAGGGAAAUGCGUUAUGAUAUUAUUAGCAGUUUUGAUUGGUAUUAUUUGUGUAUCAGUGGCGAUAAUGGAAUGGAAUGCUGCAUUCCAGAGUUGGAUUUGUGAAAUGUAUGAUGUUCGAACUCCAGAUACCCAUCAGUUUUAUUUGCAAUUAUUUCUGUUCCAUAUAAUAUUGAAGAAAUGAAUUUAAAUUGUA